Messenger RNA from Aplosporella prunicola CBS 121167, 1896 nucleotides. RefSeq lists its product as uncharacterized. The transcript has 2 exons. Gene Ontology annotation, biological process: cristae formation. The record is from RefSeq and is a predicted model, not a curated record. The annotation marks the transcript as partial. NCBI's taxonomy places the organism in Eukaryota, Fungi, Ascomycota, Dothideomycetes, Botryosphaeriales, Aplosporellaceae. Gene Ontology annotation, cellular component: MICOS complex.
CGCUUCUAUUCUGAUGUCAGGAAGCCUGAUGAGACGGUUUUGCCCGGUUCGCACAGCGCGAGGCUGCCCGAAGACAUCCCUCCUCCGCCGACCGCGACUCCCGCAAACCCAACCCCGACCGGCUCCAUCCCCCCUCAGGCCGCUCCUCUGACCCCUCCCACGCCCCAGGCCGUUGGUGCUGAGUCCCCCCCGGCCGGCUCCGCUCCUGGUCACGGAACGGGUGUUCCCACUGGCACCGGCUCUGCCACCGUCGCUCCCCCCGCUGGCUCUCCUGUCCCUCCUCCCCCGAAGAAGGGCAAGUUCCGUCGCUUCCUUCUUACAUUCAUCCUGCUCUCCGGUCUUGCCUAUGGCGGUGGCGUCUACUACUCGUUGAUUUCGGACAACUUCCACGACUUCUUCACCGAGUACGUUCCUUUUGGUGAGGAUGCCGUUGGCUACUUUGAAGAGCGCGAGUUCCGCAAGCGCUUCCCUGGCCGUGGUAGCGAGGGCCGCCUGCACCAGCAGGUCCGCGGCGAGAACAAGAUCACUAUCCCGAGCAAGAGCGGUCUGUCGUGGAAGCUGUGGGAAGAGAAGGAGCCCAGCGAGCACAGCAGCGACCUCGGUGGCAAAGGAAAGCAUUCUAGCGCUGUCGAUGACAACAAGAAGGCCUCCAAGUCUUCGCCAGUCGAGGCGGCCAAGGCUGGUGAGGCUGCCAAGGAAGGCAAGGGUUCGGAAUCGAUUACCAAGGACCUCAUGCCUAACGAGGGCGCUCGUCCUUCUCGCGCAACCCCCAUCGACAACCUCGAAAUCAAGGGUGCCCAGGAGCCUGUUGUGCAGGAUGUAGUCAAGAUCAUCAACGAUAUCAUCACCGUCAUCAACGCCGACAACGCCGGCUCCAAGUACAACUCGGCAAUUUCCAAGGCCAAGGGCGAGCUCACCAAGAUUGUCAGUGAUAUCGAGACCAUGAAGGCCGUGUCUGAGAAGCAGUCCGAAGACAAGAUCAAGGCGCUGCACACGGAGUUCGAUGAAGGCGCUAAGGAGCUGGUCAAGCGCAUCGAAUCCGAGAUGCAGGACCAGGAGACGCGCUGGAAGGAGGAGUUUGAGGCCGAGCGCGAGAAGCUUUCUCAGGUUUACCAGAUCAAGCUUAGGGCUGAGAAGGAGUCUUCGGACAAGGUCUACGAACAGAGGCUCAGGAACGAGCUUAUGCAGCAGGCUAUUGCGCUGCAGCGCGAGUUCGCUGACUCUGUGCACCAGCACGUCGAAGCGGAGCGCAACGGCCGCCUGGCCCGUCUGUCCGAGCUCUCCGACUCGGUCCAGGAGCUCGAGCGCCUCACGGGUCAGUGGAAUGAGGUCAUCGACGCCAACCUGAAGACGCAGCACAUGGUUGUGGCCGUUGAAGCGGCGCGCGCCGCGGUCGAGAAGGCAGACCAGCCGCGUCCGUUUGUUGAGGAGCUGGCGGCACUGAAGGAAGUCGCGGCCGACGACGCCGUCGUCAACGCGGCCAUUGCGUCGAUCAACCCCGCGGCCUACCAGCGCGGCGUGCCGACGACGUCGCAGCUGAUCGACCGCUUCCGGCGCGUGGCGGCCGAGGUGCGCAAGGCGGCGCUGCUGCCCGAGGAUGCGGGUGUGGCCAGCCACGCGGCCAGCUUGGUGCUGAGCAAGGUCAUGUUCAAGAAGGGCGGCGAUGGCCAGGGCCUGCCGGUCGGUAACGACGUCGAGAGCGUGUUGACGCGCACGGAGAUGCUGCUCGAGGAGGGCAACAUCGACGCCGCGGCGCGUGAGAUGAACGGUCUUUCGGGCUGGGCGAAGAUGUUGGCGCGGGAUUGGCUGGGCGACGCGAGGAGGGUGCUGGAGGUUAGGCAGGCGCUUGAUGUUCUUUCCACGGAAGCGAGGCUCCAGAGCCUGCUCGUCGACUGA